This is a messenger RNA of Exophiala mesophila, 4118 nucleotides long. RefSeq lists its product as uncharacterized. Gene Ontology annotation, cellular component: nucleus. The transcript is spliced from 5 exons. Gene Ontology annotation, biological process: DNA-templated transcription; positive regulation of transcription by RNA polymerase II. Bases 492 to 3503 code for a protein of 1003 amino acids. Lineage: Eukaryota; Fungi; Ascomycota; Eurotiomycetes; Chaetothyriales; Herpotrichiellaceae. The record is from RefSeq and is a predicted model, not a curated record. Gene Ontology annotation, molecular function: zinc ion binding; DNA-binding transcription factor activity, RNA polymerase II-specific; sequence-specific DNA binding.
CUUUUGUCCGUUUCGACGAAAGAGUCAUCGAUCAGUCGCUCGCUGCAAUUCCCUCUGCACUGGCUCAAAUCCCACAUCUCUGCCUAGUUCCUAGUAUCAACCACGGUCCCUCCAUUUGUUUCCACUCCCAUUCCCACCCCUAUUCAAUUCAUUCAUCUCGAUUGCCUCCCUCAACUUCUGCCCGUGACCUCCUCUGGGCAUCAGAUUAUUACAAAUUCCCGCUUCCUACUACUGCGCUGUGCCUCCAGCUAGAGUGCGGGGUCGAUUCUCUUGGUUCUAAAUCGGGCUUCUUGACCUCCACGACUACUACUAACACACUGUCCUACCAACCCUUUCUCGACCUUCGUCCCCUUCAUCGUCGUACUUUCCACCCCCCAAGGGGACUUUGGAUGAGACCUGUGAUUUCACCAUCACGUCGAACUCAUGGGCGCAAUAGCGCCAUUUGCUCCCAACAGUUCAAGCUAGCUUGAAACCCCCAGUGGGCGGCAGCCAUGGAGGGCCACGACAUCACUCCCACGAAGUCCUUGGACCCGGUCAAUCACUCUUCCACCUCAUUGCCGCCAGACGAUUCCACCACGAACGACCAACAAGACCCAGACUCGCCUUCGCCAGACUCUCAAGACGAGGCCAACGUUAAACCAAACGCUCCCUUGCAGAAGCGUCGUAGAGUCACCAGAGCUUGUGACGAAUGUCGUAGGAAGAAGAUCAAAUGCGACGGCAAGCAGCCAUGUACUCAUUGCACCGUCUAUAGCUACGAGUGCACCUACGAUCAACCUUCAAAUCGCCGAAGAAAUCCCGCGCCCCAGUACAUUGAAGCACUGGAGCAGCGAUUGCACAAGGCUGAGGCUGUUUUGCGAUCUGUCCUCCCUGGCGUUGACCUUGACGAUCCCAAAUUUGAUGCCCAUUCAGUCGAUCAACUCGUCGAGGCCUCCAAGGCCGCAGCUCCACCCGCAAAACUGCCCGAACCCGCCAAGCCCGAAGAUGAUGCUCAGAUCCAGUCUAUGAUCGAUCGCACUGGUGCUCUAAACCUCGACGACUCAGGCAAUUGGGAUUAUCGCGGCCACUCAUCUGGCUAUGUCUUUAUGCGCAAGUUCAGAGCUCAGUUCGGAGACGAAUAUUUGCCCGACACCGACAAAGCCGCGACGGCCAAGAAUCGUGCCAUCUCCCACGUCCUCGAGUCUCCUCGAUCCGCUCAUUCUUCGCCCUACGAGUUCGGCCUCCCUGCACCAGUUGAUCUGCCACCCCGUGAGGUGGCUGUCGAAUUGUGUCGCAACACCAUCGACGACUGCUGUGCAUUGAUGCGUCCAAUUCAUCGACCCACAUUCUUCAAGCGCCUACACGCAGUCUAUGAUACAGAACCCGAACAUUUCAACAACACCCAUGUCCAGUUCUUACCUCUCUUAUACGUCGUCAUGGCUGUAGGUUGCAUGUUCUCCAAGACUGAGAAUGCCCAGACCAUGCUCGAUAUAAAGGGUUAUAAAGAAGCCAUGGAGCAGGGAUAUCAAUUCUUCAACACUGCCAAACAAAUGCUCGACAUAACCGAUUGUCGCGAUUUAAUGUCAUUACAAGCUGUCCUCUUCAUGAUCCUUUUUCUCCAGUCCUCUGCCAAGCUACCCACCUGUUAUGCUUAUAUUGGAAUCGCAAUGCGGGCCUGUUGUCGUUUGGGCCUGCAUCGCCAUAUUCCCAACAAAUUUAAUCCAAUCGAGGCAGAAGAAAGAAAGAGGAUGUUCUGGCUGGUGCGAAAGAUGGAUUCGUACGUUGGUGCUGUACUCGGUCUCCCUCAGAUGUUGAGCGACGACGACAUCGACCAAGAAUAUCCCACUGAGGUGGAUGACGACUACAUCACCAGUGAAGGCAUUCGACCAAUGCCCGCGGGUUCAUUUCCUCUGCUCAAGGCCACAAAUGCACACACCAAGCUAACCAACACCCUCCGCAGGGUUGUGCAGUACAUCUACCCCUUGAAGGAAAUCACAGGAACAUCCCCCGACAAACGUUAUAGUAUUAGCCACAAACGAAUUCGAGAGCUUGAGCGAGAGCUUCAGGCCUGGAUGGACGAAUUACCUAUGGAGCUACGCCCCUCCGAGAACGCCAGCAAAGAUUUAUCGAGGGUGCAACAACUUCUACGCAUAUCAUAUGCCCAUGUCCAGAUGAUGAUAUACCGACCUUUUAUUCACUACGUUUCAGCAUCAUGUCAGUCGAAAAACGUCGACAAGCGGAGUUUUGCCUGCGCCGCUGCUUGCAUUAGUGUCGCCAGAAACAUAGUCCACAUCACGAGCGAAAUGAAACGACGGGGAUUGCUCGUAGGCUCCUAUUGGUUCGUCAUGUACACCACCUACUUUGCCAUUCUAUCUCUCGUCUUUUUUGUCAUCGAAAACCCCAACAGCCCAACCGGGCAAGACAUCCUCAAAGAUGCUGUGGAAGGAAGAGACACUUUGGCCAGCUUGGCCAAACGUAGCAUGGCAGCCGAUCGAUGUACUGCCAGCCUCGUUGGUCUUUUCGAUGUCCUACCGGAAAAACUCAAAGAGAAGAGAAGUUCCCUGAAACCAACACCAAGCACGUCUCGCAAACGGCCUCCCCCAACCCCAACCGCUGACGACACACACACCACACCACAGAACAUCCCCACCCCAACCAGUCUGCGCGAAAAUAUGGGCACACCCCUCCGUGCCAGAACUUUCCCAUCCGACUUUUUGGCUAAGCUGGCGAAACGUAAUUCGAUGCCAGAUUCCAAUAUCUUUACAAAUUUCGGAGAAGCGUCGGGCCAUGUCCCUCAGAUCGUCGGACUUGCCAGCCCAUCAGCCGCGUCUCCCAUGUCCGCGUCCUUUGACUUUACCCCUCAAAUGGGAAACGCUCAGCUUCCAGAUCUGAAAAAUGUCAUGUUUCCCAGCGACAACCCGUUUGCAUAUCCAAAUCAACCAAUCAGUACCCUCGAGUCUGGAGAUGGGCAGUAUGCUUUCCAGGACCAAGGCAUGGAUAGUUAUGGGGGCACGAGUGAACACAGUAUGUACGACACGCCUCAAUCGGGUAGCCAGAGCAGCAUGCAACCACUACCAACCUCAGCGCCUAAUUUUGAGCUCUCCUAUCAUCAAGCGCUCAACGAGCCAUCCAUCCUAACGAAUCCUUAUGGCGGCCCAGGCGGCCAGUUUGGAACACCACUCACGGACGUUCUAAUGCAGAAUGCCAUUGGGACUGAAGCGGGACAUUUUGGGGUCUGGCAGGGUCAAGGCCAUGGACACGGACAAGGCCAGGGGCAAGGGCAAGUUCAGGGCCAUGUCCCAAUGGGCAUGGGGGAUCUAAACGGGGAGAAUCUGGAUACAGCUUCAACAGACGACCAAUAUUGGGGAAGUCUCCACAAGGGAGACGUGGGAGGCCUCAAGUCGGGUUACCAACCGAUGGAGGACACCAAUGGGAUCAAUAACAACGGCGGCGGCAUUAAUGACAUGUUUACUUCGGAUCCUUGGAUGCCUUCUUGGGAGCAAACAUAUGCCACGAAUCCGCAGUGACAGCGUGUCACACCACCAGGAGUAUAAAGGUGGAAAGAAAAAACGAUCUAUGGUCUCUUCAUUGAGUGGUUUGUCCCACUUCAGAUUCUUGUUCUCUAUGUUUGGAGAAACAGAGAAGGUGGUGUGGUGUAUACGACCCCCAAAGAUGCAAGUCUACAGAACAGGGCAUUAAUAGGCGACCAAAACGGGCCUUGAGCGUCGGCAGAAGGGAAUUGAAAUUUUGUGUACAUGAUGCGCAAGGGAUUGGGUCCAUAGACGCAGAUCUUAUAUGACGAAUAACGGGAAUGAUAAAGUUGCGGUAGUGUUAGAGGUUAUGGAUGGGUUGGGUCUCAGCAGCAGGCAGGGGCUUUGUACAUCUACAACAUGUUUAGAAAUUUCUCAAGGCAGUGCAGUUGGGCUACUCAGUGUCAAUAUUGCAAUGUCAAAAGCCAUAGGCCUGUCAGUGCUGAAGAAUGGAUGAAGAUCUUAUGUGAGUCACGUGUGGAGGCACAACGGCGAGUCAAUUCUUGCAAUUUCUUGCCUUUUGCCUUUUGGAUAUGCCAUUUUACCGAUAUUCUAAUAUCGCUACUACCUAUGUAGAUGUAUAAGGGUGAUGAUGUUAAGCAGUCGUGACUC